GUCGCACUCGCGGGAAAAAUGGCGGAAACGUGUGCAGUGUUCGUACCAUUACCAGCAGCAGUUCAAAACAGUGCGUCUUAAGCCUUGGCCCGUCUUCGUGUGCAUACGUGUGUCACUUUACGUGUAAGGCUCUAUGUUAAAAGAGGAAUGCAAGAUGCAAAACGAUACAGUGCAGUGCUCCACCUCUGGCCACAUCAAGCAAGUCAUCAGCCAAGCGGUUGCUCAAGAAACCCCAGCCAAGGCUUUCCAUUGUAGUCAGUGUGUACUGAUCUUCAAAUCCAAGGUGUACCUUUUUGAACACCUCAACAAGGUGCAUGGCCUUGAUACAGAAACUUCGCUCAGAGAGGCUGGUUUAUGCUCUGUGACUAACAAAGCUGGCACAGAGAACAGCAGCGGCAGUUCAGGGGAUAAUUUUAAGUGCCAGCACUGUGAUUUUAAAGCUUAUAGUUGGGACAGUUUAAGUGAACAUGAGGAACUGUGUCAGAAAACUUCAGAAAAUCUGAACGUGUCGGGAAGUCUCAUCAUUUCAGAAAACCUCGACACCACUUUAAGCGUCAUUACAACAAGCCAGAACAGUGAAGCUGCAGGAGCAUCUGAGAGUCCAUCAGAUCUUUCAGAUAUUUCUACCUCAGAAACUAAAUGCACGUCAAAGGACCUGAAAACCUACAAGAGGCCCUUGCAAACCAUUACCAAGUAUUUCUCAGUAUCAUCUGGAUCAAAUACAAAAGCUGCUGCAAAAUUAGCUGAUGGCACCAGAGGAACUCUAAUUUUGCAAGAAUCUCCAUCAAGCUCCUGCAGCAGUGGUGGUGUGUUUAAAGUCACAGCAAAGUCUGUGAUAGAUAUCACUGCAAGCAAGUCAUACCAUUUUUUGCACAGUCACUUGACAACUGAUCUGAUGCCGUCAAAACCUCAGGAACAAUUCAAAGAAACCGUUCCUGCCGGUGCUGUUAAGAGGUCCAGUAUUGAUAUUUCAAAAAGUCAUCCUGCUAAAAAAGCCAAGUUGGAUGACGAAGAGACGCUCAUGGAAAAAGAAAAUGAAAGUAGACAGCAGUCAUCAAGCAGCAAUGAGUUUUCAUUUGAAGUCAGCGAGGACGAAGAGGACGCAGAAGCGCCAAAAGUGUAUUCUUGUAAACACUGUGACUACAGUGAUGUGGGAAUCAGGCGGGUUUCUGCCCAUUAUCAGAACGAACACCCUUACAUCAGAUACAGUUCUGUCUACAUUCAGGACUCGAGUGAUCAGAGUGCCACCUUCCGUUGCCUCGAGUGUCCAGUUGAGUUUUUAAGCACAGCGGACCUCAAAAGGCACUACAUGGAAAAUCACCCAGAGGCCCCGGAUGUAAUUACGAUGAAAUCAUAUGAGCUCAGUUUGGUUUUCAGAUGCUUCAUUUGUACAUUUACUACCAAUGUAUUGAAGUCCCUGAAAGAACAUUAUAAAGCAAAGCAUGCUACAUAUGAGGUGGAAAAUUCUUUAUUGUUCUGCAGAUAUUCAAUGACUGAGUGCCCGGAGGAAUCGUCUCGGCCGAGUCCAGAAAGAUCGGGAGAAAUUCCUCCUGAGCAUACCCAUGCAGCCCAGAAUCCCACAGACGUGGCCUUGUAUAAAUGCAAGAAGUGCACAUUUAGUCACAAGUCAGUUGUUGUUAUGCACGUUCACUACCAAAAAUGGCACCCAGAUGAGGCUAUCACAAUAGAUAAAAUCAAGCAGUCAGCUUGUGUCACAUCACGUGCAGCACCAGAAAUGAGGCCUGAGAAGUAUCAAGAUUCUUUGACUCCAGUAGAUCCUUCAGAGAUCACACCAGAAGCUUCUAUGAAUCAUUCAGAGUUUUCCCAAACUGAGAAAGGGGAAUCUGUGGAGUCGCCAACCAGAUGCAAUAAUCAAAUCACUACCAGACUCGCCAAUUUGUCAUCCAGUUCCCCAAAUGAAAUGUUUUACUGCCAGUUCUGCAGUUAUACAAGUACCAAGAUUAAGAGUAUUCUUGGGCAUCACAAUGCAAAACAUUCUAUGGAUGCACCAAUAGAUACUAGUGAUGUCCUGUGGUACAGUGUGGAGAUGCAGAAAAAGAAACUUCAGAGUGAAGCUAAUAUGUCAAAAAGUACUUCAUGUUCUCAAUUGGAAACCAAUAAACAAGUGAAGAUGUGCAGGGAAACUGAAAUUCAGCAUGAGGAAGAUCAUGCAGCAGACGCCUCAGAGACAGGAUUUUACCCGUGUCCAGAAAACUUGUUUUACUGCCAAAAAUGCAACUUCGCAAAUCCAACUGUAAAAGGAGUAAUUAACCAUCAGGCUAAGAUUCAUCGAAAGUGUAAUUCUGGCAGUAAAUGUGUUCUUGAACAUACAGCUUUAGUUCGUGAUGAAAUCAGAAAAGCAAAAUCGAAUGCAAUGGAUUCCUCUUCUCGUCUACCUCUUCCUAUCAUGAAUGAAGGCGAUGAAAACGCGUUUUUCUGCCACUUUUGUAACUACAGACAUAGUACUUUGGACCAGGUAAUGCGCCAUUACUUAAAAGUACACCACGGCUUUAAGGUUAACCCUUCAGACGUCCUUCUGCACACUUCUAAGAUCCUUGAUCAGACACAGAAAUCUUCUCUAAAAUCAACGCGAAAUCAAGAAGUUGCUCAGGAACCGCUGAAGAAAAUGGAUAAGAAAAAGAAAAAAUUAAAGAAGCUUGCAAAGUCUUUGUUAAUUUCAGCACCACCCCCAGCAACAGCCCCACAAACACAGCGGUCCCUUAAGUGUUACAGAUGCACGUACAGUACUGAACAGGUAUAUGCUUUGAAGACGCACAUCAGGAAAACCCACCAAGUAAAACGUACGGUCACAGAUCUUUUAAGAUUGUGUUUUAGACAAGGAGCAUUAGAGCCAGGCUAUCAUUGUGAGUUUUGUACUUUCAAGCAUGAAAAAGCAGCGGCGGUUUAUGAGCACUACCAGGAACACCACUCGGGACGUGUGCCCGGCCUUGAGUAUGUAAGUACUCGGCUGUACGUUGGUCCUGGAGUAGUCCUUUCUGAAAAGAAGAAGCUUAAACAAAAGCGGAGUGGAGGAGAUGGCACCAGUAAAAGAUUGCUAUUUCAGAGAUCUGGACAAAAUGAAACUGGGUUAUCAUGCAGGAAAUGCUCUUUUAAAAGUAACUCUUUGUCAGAUCUGGCACACCAUUACCGGGCUGUUCAUCCUUUGGGAGCAAAACAGGACUGCGUGGGACUUAAUACCAAGAAGGCAAGCACAAGCUGGCGGGUGAAAGACCACAGUGAGCCACCCGACUCAUUUAAGUCCUGCCAAGUGCCUGUUAAAUUCGAUAAGUCACAGGAUGAAGCAGAAGCAUCUUCCAUAGCAUACAAGUGCCCUCAUUGCUCUAUGAAUUUUACUACCCAGCACGGUCUCCACGUUCACUACGGAAUGAAACACCCGGAAACUUUAAUUGGAAAAUUAGAGCAGCAAAAACCACAAAAGCAACUUCAAAAACGUCUGCACGUCUUUAAGUGUCCGUAUUGCACCUACGUCAAUACCGUUUAUCAGGGCGUUCUCACUCACUGCCAGAUGAAGCAUCCUGACGCUCCAUCCAGGGCGGACAGCCUUCACGUGGAUAUGACGCAUGUCCAGAAUUUGGAUGAUGCCCGGAAAAGCAGUAGACCCGGUGAGAGCUUGAAAUUUAGUGGGCACAUGUGUAAAACCUGCCCACAAAUCUGUGCAACGCUGGACAAACUGAACAAUCACUGCGAGCAGGACCACAACAGACUGGAGAGUGGAGCAAGCACUUCACAAAGCACAGUCAAACCGACUCCUAAGCCGUUAACUAAAAGGACAAUGCUGCUAUCUAAGGUCCACAGCAUGCAUGGAUCUAUAUCAAAGGCUUCAUUUUUAAGCAAGAAAAUAUAUGCUUCGAUUAGCUGCCAGCUCUGUUCUUACACCUGCACCACCAAAUUUGCACUUGGUCGACACUUGCUUGCUACCCACAAACAUGCUAUUUCAAAGGAUUGUGUAUACAAGUGUGUCCUGUGUUCCAAUGUUUAUUUCAGGAGAAAGCAUCUUGCAGGUCACUAUGCUGUGACACAUGGAAAGGAGGCUUAUUUAAAAUACUACGUACCCGUAUACAAACAGAAGCCUUCUGAAGUCUCAUCAACUCGGCACCAAGCAAAUGCCACUGAGUCGUUUAAGUCUAGCAUAACAGCAGAAGAUAGCUUUUUAGUCUACAGGUGUCCAAAGUGUCCAUAUGUGAAUGCUAGCUACCAUGGAACCCUCACUCACUGCCAAAUGAAGCAUCCAGCAAUUGUAGUCAGAGCAGAUGAGCUUGAAACAGGUGAAGUCCUUGCAUCCAACAUGGUCGGGUGUAGUUUAGGAAAAGGUUCAAAUCAGAGAGGCUACACGUGUAAGAAAUGUGCACAAAUCCAUGCAUCAUUGACAAAACUGAAUGCCCACUGUAAGAGGGAUCACAGUGAGACGGAAGUGUCUGAGCAUUCAGCCGAAACUGAAAACCAGCCAGCUCACACAUCUCAGGGCUCAGCGCAGGAGGAUGAAGCAGAAGAAGUAAGCGUUGCGGAAACCAGACAGGCUCCACAUGUGAAGACUCCUGAGACGUGUCGGUCCAUCCCGCUGGCAGUCUGGAGCAACAAAACGUUGUACAAGUGCCAGAUGUGCACCUAUAAAGGACUGUAUCGAAAAUACCUCCAGUGUCACUACAAAAAUACUCACAAAUUGGAUGCAGUCAGUGCACACAAGCUGCUUGAGAAAUAUAACAAGCGUAAAUGGAAUUUUCCCCGCAGCCUUCCUAAAUCAGAGGACAAAACAAAUGUCAAAUGUUUAAAGUGUCCAAAUGUAACGUUUGACUCAUCUCAGCUGCUCAUUGACCACUAUAGUACAUUUCACCGCUCAGAGUGGAAAUUGGACUUCACUGUGUUGUCACUGGGAUCAGAGAAAAAGAAAACCACGGGUGUUUACAAAUGUAUCCACUGCAAGACCCAGUUAAAUGGAAUUAGAAAGAUGUGCUAUCACAUGGAUCGCCACAGAGCACGGACAAUGGAGAUGGCCAAGGCUGCGCAGAGAAAGGCAUCAUCGCUUGUCAUUAGCGCUACACCAGAGCAAGAAUCCAGUGAGCCCUGCAGGCCAGAUGAAAUGCCCGCGUUACAAAAUGUGGAGGAGGUUAACCAGUGGAACGGGACGCCUGUACAGAGCGCUGUUGUACCAACAAGUCCUCCACAGUUGCCAUCAAAAGUCUCUGAUGUACAGCAGCCGGAGCUGGAAUCAAACAGCCACAAACACACGUGUAAACAGUGCGGCCGGAUGUUCAUGUCACUGAAAGGUUUGCGCUCCCAUGAGCACAGCCACGCGGCCCUGGCAGCCAUCAAGAAACUACACAAUCUCCCCACGUCUGCAUUAAAACACAACAUCAGCAAAUAUGUCAUCCACAAAUCUGGGACUGUGAAACCUUUCCUGUGUAGUUGCUGUACCUAUCGGACGACAGUCUUUGGCCUCUGGAGGAGUCAUUUUAUGAAAAAGCAUCAAGAUCUCAUUAUGGAUGCUGUUGAGACUGAAGAUAAAGUUGAGGAGAGUGAUGAGAGGGCUGACAAGGAGUCGAAUUCAUCAGAGAAAAUCAAUAGUUUGCCUGAAUUUGAUGAAGAACCUGAACUGGUUGAAAGAUCUCUGUACUUGGAGCCCCCGGAUGUGCAGCGCCAGUUAAACCACUACACCAUGAUGGCACAGAGUAGCGCCAAAUCCAAAGUGAAUGUGCAAGAGUCAAAAUUACCCGAGAACAGCGUGCUUCACUGUGAGCUCUGCAAUUUCAGCACUGGACACCUGUCUAGUAUCAGGCGGCACUACCUAAACCGGCACGGAAAGAAAAUCCUCAGAUGUAAAGACUGCAGCUUUUUCACAGGUUUAAGGAAAACUCUGGAAAUGCACAUGGAGACAGGUCACUCUACCUGCCAGUCAGAACCUACUCAUCAGAAGGAUCUCCGCUGCCCUUUCUGCCUCUACCAAACUAAGAACAAGAACAACAUGAUUGAUCACAUUGUCUUGCAUCGUGAGGAGCGUGUUGUGCCAAUAGAGGUGCGUCGCCCAAAACUGUCACGUUACCUUCGAGGGAUCGUAUUCCGCUGUCACAAAUGCACUUUCACAAGUGGCAGCCCAGAAAACCUGCGUUUUCACAUGAUGAGGCACGAUGACAUCAAACCCUACAAGUGUCGGCUGUGCUACUUCGACUGCACCCGGCUGAGUGACUUGGAGGCACACCUGAGUGAUAAGCAUCAGGUUGUGAGGAAUCAUGAGCUUGUGGGUCAGGUGAGCCUUGAUCAGCUGGAGGCAAAGGUCGGUGGGGCGUCAGAAGCAGAAGAGGAGCACUUAUCUAACAUGGAGCAGCUCGUCAGGGAGGAUGUAGAAAUGUUUGAGUUUUUUACAGACUGUGAUGAAGUUCCACAGGCUGAGAACCCAGAAGAUGACACCACAGAGAAAACUGGACUCCAGAUCCAGGAAGCAUGUGGGAUGCGAGACCAGGAAGGGAAUGAAGAAAGUCCUGGUGAGAGUUCUGAAUUAGACAUUCAACAAGAGAAUGCAAAAGCAAACACUACUGUCCAGCAAGACCUGCAAAAAAGAGAGACUGCAAGAGAAGAGGAGACGGGAAAUGUGGAACAAAGUGUUGCAGAAAUGAAGAUUACAGAGUCUCAGUUUAAGGAUUGUAACGGUCCAGACGAAGAGAGGCAGACAAAUGAAAACCAAGCCCAACCCAAACUCCUAGACUGUGAGGACAAAGAACAAAAAGACACGGGAAAAGAUCCGAAAGGGGCUGAAAAUACACCAGCCCAAAAACAAGACGUUAAAGCACUUGAACAUAAAACACUGAACAUCGAGGCGAGGGUCGAAGACGACAUAGUGCGUCAUAUCUUACAGUUGGACGAUGAUGGCAGCAAGAUGCAUAACAAGGCAGAUCAGGACAGAACGGUGAAGACCGAGAAGGGCGUUGAGACUAGUGAUCCAAGUGAUCUUCCACUAGCUAAAGAAAGCAGCUUCGCUCUGUCCCACAAUCAGAAAAGCCAUGCUAAUAAUACACAGGCAGAUUCAGCCUUAACAAAGAUAAACAGUACACAUGUAAAUAACACAAGGGCAAAAGAGAGUUUCAGAAUUGAAAGGCAUAUGUUAACGCUUCCACCCAAUUAUGCACGACUUAAGAUGAUCAGCGGGGAUGUUUUAGGUGUCUCAUUUGCAAAAUUCAAACGGGAGCAAGUGCACGCUAAGGAAAGCAGUGAACGGGAACCCGAGCCUUGUAGAGAAAUGCCAGUACUCGAGAAGGAAUGUCUCAAGAAGGAAGUGCACCCUCCUGGAUGCUUCAAGGAGGAAGAAGAGAAAGAUCCUCUUGAGCAGAAGCAGAGCAAAGAGUCUGAGAUGGCUACAGAAGACGAGAACCAACUCAAAGAUGAGAGGUUUGAGGACCAAGACGGGAUGAAGGAAGGUGAUUUUCUGCAAGAGCGUAAAGAUACAGUGACACCAGGAGCUGCUGAAGUCCUGCGCGCCUCAGAGCACAAACGAUUUACUUGUGAGUUCUGUGGAAGAAACCUCGAGAACAGCUCUGAACUGAAGCGUCACGUCAUGCGGCAUGGAAUAUAAUCUUUUUUUUAUUAUUAUUAUUAUUAUUAUUUUUAUUUUAUUUUUGUGGAAAGCCCCUUCCAGUGCUGACUUAUACCUUUUAUAUGUUGUUUUGAUUAAUAGCCUGAUACCCGUAUGGUUACAUAUUAAUGUUUCCCUUUUUUUUUUUUGGUAUAUUUUUAAACCAUUUCUUAUUACAGGCUUUUAUGGUAAACCUGUUAAACAUAGAAGUGAAAUUGGUGUGAUUCAGUAAAUAAAACUCUGAACCAAGAUGGUGAAUGUAUGAUGUUUGACACACUGUAUUUUGAUAAGAUCUUAUUUGGAUCUGGCUUGUUUAGAAACACUAACGGAUGUCCGUGACCAGCUGUCAUUCAAAGAGAAUUUUUAUUCCUGUAGUUUGUGCAGGGAGGUAUUAUUUACAAGAAGUUAUUGCUGUAAAACCUGCAGAAACCUCGACACUGUGAACACAUUUUACAUUAAAACGUUUACAUCGUUUUGAAUAUCAAGAACUGAAAAAAACUUGAAUACCAGGAAGUGUGGUAAAGGCUUGUGCUGCCUUCAGGUGCUGUUGGGUAUUUCAACACACCGUAUUUUAUACUUUGCAACCAAAUAGCAAAUAGUUGAUAAUACGAUGACGGUAUUUAGUUUGGUAUUCCAUGUCAACAAUAAGCUUUUGUUCUUUUACAUUUCAAUCUUUUGAUUAUACUUCAGUUUAUUUUAAAUUUAAAGUGUUUGCAGCACCUGAUGUGUAUUUUUCUCCAAUGUGCACUAGCUUAGUUACCACAGAGUGUGUUCUAUGAAAGUGUUUUAGUUCAUUUUAUUAUUUCAGUACAUUUCACUGGGGAAAAAUACAGUACAUCUGAAGACACAGGCACAUGGACAGAACAGUCACAAAUGAACGGUGGGGGCAAUAUUAUAAAUAUAUAUGGGUUUGUGUGUUUUUCUGAUUAAUUUCUUGAAUAAUAUGGACAUCUAUGGGAGAUCAGAAUACUGGAUUAUUAAGUGUUUAAUGUUUUCAGGUCUACACAGGCCACAUGUAUUCAUAUCCUUGUAUUACAAAACAUGGCUGCUCUGUAUUCAAAGGUUGUUGCACUCAAGCCAAAAUUAAAACUAACAAAAUGCAGUCUGGUUACACCAAUAAA
This is a messenger RNA of Archocentrus centrarchus (flier cichlid), 8703 nucleotides long. Its product is annotated as zinc finger protein 462-like. Gene Ontology annotation, cellular component: nucleus. Gene Ontology annotation, biological process: positive regulation of transcription by RNA polymerase II. Lineage: Eukaryota; Metazoa; Chordata; Actinopteri; Cichliformes; Cichlidae. The coding region runs from base 134 to 7582 and encodes 2482 amino acids. The record is from RefSeq and is a predicted model, not a curated record. The transcript has 11 exons.